This is a messenger RNA of Talaromyces stipitatus ATCC 10500, 696 nucleotides long. RefSeq names its product endo-1,4-beta-xylanase (XlnA), putative. Bases 1 to 696 code for a protein of 231 amino acids. Gene Ontology annotation, biological process: xylan catabolic process. The transcript is spliced from 2 exons. Lineage: Eukaryota; Fungi; Ascomycota; Eurotiomycetes; Eurotiales; Trichocomaceae. Gene Ontology annotation, molecular function: hydrolase activity, hydrolyzing O-glycosyl compounds. The record is from RefSeq and is a predicted model, not a curated record.
AUGGUUUCAUACUCAAGCCUACUCCUCGCCUUCUCAGCCAUUGCUGGCUCCCUCGCUGCUCCAGCAGAGAGCAUUGUCAAGGAUGACAUCGCCAAACGAGGUCCAUCCAACUUCGUCAUCAACGCAACAAACGCCACCUCCUCCCUCGCUCGUCGAUCCGCCAUCAAUUACAAUCAGGAUUACACCACCGGCGGAACAGUGAAUUACUAUCAUUCCAGCACCGGGUUUCAAGUUAACUGGAGCACUCAGAACGAUUUCGUAGUCGGAAUUGGCUGGAGUCCUGGCUCGACCACCUCCAUCAACUUCGGCGGCCAAUUCUCCGUCUCUUCCGGUACAGGCCUCCUCUCCGUCUACGGCUGGUCCACCAACCCUCUCGUAGAAUACUACAUAAUCGAAGACUACGCCAACCCACCCAGUUUCGGUACCCAAAAGGGAACCGUCUACAGCGACGGCAGCAACUACGUAAUCUGGGAGAAUACGCGGUACAAUGAGCCUUCGAUUGAAGGCACGUCGACAUUCAAUCAGUACAUCUCUGUGCGUCAGUCGCCGCGUACAGAGGGGACGAUUACGGUGCAGAAUCAUUUCAAUGCUUGGGGUAAAUUGGGGAUGAAUUUGGGAUCGUUGAAUUAUCAGGUUGUUGCUGUUGAGGGCUGGGGUGGUAGUGGUUCUGCAUCGUAUGCUGUUAAUAACAAUUAG